CGACGGCCUCGUAUAUCAGGGGGCCGAGCUCCCCUCCCGGCACGGCGCCCGGUGGGUUCGCCUCGUGGUAGGAGCAGCCAUGUCCGGCAGAGGCAAGGGCGGGAAGGGACUGGGCAAAGGCGGCGCCAAGCGUCACCGCAAAGUCCUGAGAGACAACAUUCAGGGCAUCACCAAGCCCGCCAUCCGCCGCCUCGCUCGGCGCGGGGGUGUCAAGCGGAUCUCGGGCCUCAUCUACGAGGAGACGCGGGGGGUGCUGAAGGUGUUCCUGGAGAACGUGAUCCGGGACGCCGUCACCUACACGGAGCACGCCAAGCGCAAGACGGUCACCGCCAUGGACGUGGUGUACGCCCUGAAGCGGCAGGGCCGCACCCUGUACGGGUUCGGAGGCUAAGCCUGUUGCGGGCUCACGCGUGCGGCAACCCUAAAGGUCCUUUUUAGGGCCACCCAGAGAGUCCUUGGGGAGCUGGGCACCUUUCGGACAUGGGCACUAGAGCGCCCCCGGACCUCCUUUAGCACAGGACGUUCUCCAAGCUGCCCCCCUGUUUUAACGGUGACGCGCUUAGACAGGCCAUGCCGAGCGCUUCUGUUCCCGCUCGCCGAGCCGGCCCUUCUCCAUGCCGGCCUUGCGUUUCGACAACCAGACGGCGCCCUUCCCCGUCCGGGGGAGGGACCGCGCAGCUGUGUCCCCAUUUGGACAAUUACUGGCCAAUCCGCAGGGUCCCGCGGCGGUCGGUGUGCGGA
This is a messenger RNA of Myotis davidii, 741 nucleotides long. RefSeq names its product histone H4. The record is from RefSeq and is a predicted model, not a curated record. Gene Ontology annotation, molecular function: protein heterodimerization activity; structural constituent of chromatin; DNA binding. The transcript has a single exon. Gene Ontology annotation, biological process: nucleosome assembly. Gene Ontology annotation, cellular component: nucleosome. Bases 80 to 391 code for a protein of 103 amino acids. Lineage: Eukaryota; Metazoa; Chordata; Mammalia; Chiroptera; Vespertilionidae.